AUUUCUCUUUGUGCACCGAGAGUUGUCAUUUUCCGAGCGCUCCUAUCCUGGUAAGUGAAUCGCUUUAUCAUGGAUCCCAGCCUCCCUCCUUGCUGCGUUUCGUGGUCGUGGUCUUCCUUCCUGAGAUGUCUCGUCGAGUCUUGAACUCCAAGACAUUCCUUGCCCCAUGCACAGUCGGUCAACACGCGGGCAGAGGACAGUGAAUGUGUACAGCUGCGAUGAAAGUCAAAGGGGCUCUUGUGGUUGCGUUCUAUCUGCUUGGCUUUGAGAUGUUAACUUGAUUUCAUCUACCUGCUAGCAAGGGUUGCGGCGAUUGACCAGCACUUGUUUCUUCUCUUCCUUCGUCCUCAUCUUAGGGGGUGAUCAUGGCAAGAUGGUGAAGCACAAAAAGGAGAAACAGCAGACGCUGGAGGCCACACUUGGCCGGCCGCGGGUGAGGCCUGCCAUCAAGACGCCCAAGACUAAGGGCAAGUCCAAGGCAGCGUUGAGUUCUGCGCUGUCGAGUUCGCCUGCUGGAGUCAAGAGCUCGCCUAAGGCGCUGCCCUCCUCCUUCAUGCAUUCAUCACAAGUAGGCGGAUCCGCGAGGAAAAGGACGGCCGUCCUCAAUGACGAGUCUUCUGAGAAGGAAACGAGUGAGGACGAUGACGUGCAGCUGCUUGUAAGGGAGAGAAAGCGUGGCAAGAAGCACCCGGCUUCGAGUUCGUCGUCGAGCGCGGGGUUGCCUGCCAAAGGCAACGCGGAUCAGGAUAAUCGCGAUGCGGAGGAGGAUGAUGACAUGCCACCUGUCACUCCAACAGCUAGGCGCAAGAGACGCCGGGUUGCUGACGAGAGCGAUGACGAUGACGAGCCUCUAGCCUCCUCAGCCAUCAAGCGCCGUCGACUUGUUCGGAGGAAUGGACCACCAAUUCCGGCGAAAGAAGACCAGAAGGAGAGUGAGGACGACGAACCUGCGCCAUCUUCAACAAGAACCAGCCGGACGAGACGUAAGCCGCUCACCAAGAAGGAAAAGGCGCGACAGCUUCUCCGCCGGAAGCGCGCCGGUGAAGUCAUCAAUGAGGACGAAGAGACCUCGUCUUCCGAAGAGGAGGAGCCUGCCAAGAAGGCUAUGUACGACACCGACUCGGACCAUCUCGCACUUAAUGAGUUCGAGGAUGACGAGGAGGGUGUCCCCGACCUCAAGGGGAAAGAGGAAGCGCGGACGAGGAAAAAGAAAGAAAGGGGAGAGAAGCGGAGGGCGGUCGGCAGCGGUGAUGAAGAAUCAGAGGGAAGCAUAGAUGAUUUCGUCGUGGACGACAGCGAUGCGCCUCUUGGUGUGCCCGAGGAUGCCCUCCUGAACAUGCCCCUGGAGUUCACGAAGCACUCACACAAGCCGCUUAAGGAACAUUUCCGGGACGCCGUAGAGUGGCUCGUGCAGUUCAAGAUCAACCCCGGCUUCUCCGAGAAGGAGCAUCCACUAUAUCGCAUGGCGUGGAAGAAACUGGACGACGAAGUUCGCGGUCUUGCCACGUCCAAGUUCGCCUCGGCGGCCUGGAAGAAAGACUUCUACAUGGCCCUCCGGGCCCGGCCCUACUUCACUAGCGAAGAGCUUCCCAAGAGCGACUUGCUGGAGUCUCGAAGCUGUGGUGCCUGUGGCAGGUCGGGCCACCCAGCGAGACACGUAAUCACGUUCACCGGCACACCUUACUUCAAAGACACGACCAAACUCGACCGCUUCCUCGAACCCGUCGAACUCGACAGCGACUCCGAGUCGGGCUCUGAGCUCCACGACCUGGACGAGGACGGCAACCCCAUCCCCAAAGAAACCAACAAAUGGUCCAUCGGAGUGGUCUGCAACAGCAACGCCGAGGCAGCACACAACCUCAUACACUGGAAGUACGCCCUCCUCGACUGGGUGGAUACCCGCCUCCAUGAGGAAGGGCACAUGGCGCCUUCCAAGCUGGCCGAGCGGGAGCGCAUGUGGCCCAAACAGAAGUAUAAGCUGGUUGAUUCGAUCCUGGAGCAUUGGGUCGCGAACAAGGUAGUAAAGGCGCUGUAUAGCGACUUCAAGGGGACUAUUGAGGAGGCGAGGAACAAGAAGACUACCGGGAGGUAUCGGUGAGAGGCGGCUGCUAUCUGCUGUAACUGUUGGAGUACUUAACGUGGUCGGAGAAGGAUCAUCGAGAAAGGCUCCCUUGAGAGUCAACACCAUGCUGCAGGGAGUUGACAUCAAUGACGCCGUCACCCACCUUUCAGAAACAGGCUUUGGUGAAUUAGCGAUGCUAGCUACCUAGGUAAAGUAUCAUUAGAGCAAAGGGAUUAUUCCUUACAGACAUAACUUGGCAGGAGAAGUAUCCAUC
This is a messenger RNA of Parathielavia appendiculata, 2336 nucleotides long. RefSeq lists its product as uncharacterized. NCBI's taxonomy places the organism in Eukaryota, Fungi, Ascomycota, Sordariomycetes, Sordariales, Chaetomiaceae. Gene Ontology annotation, cellular component: nucleus. The record is from RefSeq and is a predicted model, not a curated record. The coding region runs from base 374 to 2098 and encodes 574 amino acids. The transcript has 3 exons.